GUAAAAUUCGCUUUGGACUGGUAGCACCGAAGGAACCAUGGUCGAACUCGAUCGCCUGCGUUGGUCCGAGAAGACUGACUUCUUCACCAUCUGUCUGGUCAGCUGCAUCAGUUUGGGAAAUCUCUUCCAAUUCCCGCUCAGCGUGUACAAGCAGGGAACCGGUGCUUUCCUGCUGGUGUACGUGUUUACAAUGGUCGUGGCCGGCACCCCUUUAUUCUUGCUGGAAGCACAGCUGGGUCAGUUCAGCUCCUGCGGCCCCCUGCACGUGUUCAGUUGUUUUCCUAUGGCUAGAGGACUAGGGCUGAGCAUGCUGCUAGUGGCCUUUGUGCGCGCCGUGUUGGGAUCCGUGUUGCUGGCACAGCUGGUGCUUUAUUGCUACAGUUCCUUCCAAAGCCGCAUUCCCUGGAUGGACUGUGACACCGCUUGGGGAGCAGAUAUAGAGACAUGCUUCGUUCGCUCCACUGGCAUCAAGCUGUGCUCAGCAGGACGUGAGACGAUACUACAAAACUACACUUCAGCAAAGGCAUCAUUUGGUGUUCCAUUGUUGAUCGACAACGUUACUUACAUCAUCAGUCAGGAAGCGUUUAUGACACAAAUGCACGGAUGCCUCGAAGCCGAGGAAUCAUCGCCCAGGCAAUUCUACUUUCGUCGGAUACUCGCACUGAGUAAAGAUAUCUCCGGCAUCACAGAGUUCAGCUAUGACCUGCUCAUCGCGUACGCCAUCAUCUGGUCACUGGUAUUCUUAAGCGUGAUCAAGAUCCGCUUCUGUGCUAGGUUCGUGUAUGCCUUCGCGCCGUCGGUGUACGUCGUUCUCCUUGUGAUCUGCUACUUUGCCCAGCGACAAGACCAUUCCUGGAGCGGCAUCACUUACAUGUUCAGUGUUGACACUUCACGCCUCACCGAUCCCACGGUUUGGCAUCGAGCUGUGUCCAGUAUGCUCACCUCUUUGGGUAUCGGCACAGGAUCAGUUUUCGUCUUUGCUAGCUUCAACGAAAUCAAUACGCCAGCAGUGCGCCGGGAUGUGGUGUACAUCGUGAUCCUUGACCUGCUGACGAGCCUUCUGGGUAGCUGCCUGCUUUUCCUGGUGAUGGGAAAUCUCUCCUACACGUCCCACGUUCCACUUGACACCUUUUUCUCUGGCGAGGGCGCUUCCCUGUUGUUUAUCAUGUCAAGCGAGGUGUUAGGGGCUCUUGAGUAUCCGCAGCUGUGGUCCGUCAUAUUUUACUUCACAAUCCUUUACAUCGGUAUUACCCACAUGAUGGCAGGGAUGUUGACGGUCAUUACUUGCGUGACGGAUGAGAUCCUCGUUCUGCGCCGGGCCGGACACUUUGUGACACUAGUCUUCUGCGUCUUUGGUUUUGUGGCCGGACUUCCCCUCUGUUCUGCGGCUGGCUACCAUGUGUACCAGCUGGUGUCACGAUUCGCCGUUGAGAUGCCUGUCCUCAUAUUAGCUUGCUUCGAGGUCGUGGCUCUGACUUGGGGAUACGGCAUCGACCGGCUUCUCUUCGACAUUGCCUUCAUGGACCGCUCGACGACCGAGUUGCGUGCUUACUGGGUCUUCUGCUGGAAAUACAUCUCGCCCAUUACCUUACUCACAGCCCUGGGAGGAACGGUACCAGCCUUCCAGAAGCACACCGAAGAACUCUUCCAGCUAAAUGUCAUAUUUACCCUCGUCGGUGCGGGUCUCCUGCUUGCUUCCCUUGUCUGGCUUCCUGUCUACUUGUUCGCCUGGCUCCUGGAAAACGGAUUCGACGUGACCAUGUCCCUGCUCCCGUGUUCCCACUGGGGACCCAGAGAGCCUCAGCAGUUCCGUGCCUACCACGAAGCCCUGAAGAACUCUGACCUGGCUGCCCAGAAGAGGGUCUAUCGCACCGAUCGCAAGGAGACUGUGGCUGAGCGUUUCACCCUGUACUUGGUACACCACAGCCCAAAGUACAUGGGCCGAUUCAUCAAGAAACGUGGUGAAACUGUUCAAGAGGCUCCCAAGGUGGUCAGAGCCCAGCCAAACUAUUUUCCCUGCGAGUAGGAAAAUUACUUCACAACUAAUUGUCUCCCUCACCUCAUCGCCACCGCAGUGUCUUAACGCCAAACUGCGCGCGUGUACUGCAUUCACUGUUCCACCCUUGUAGCAUCUACGAAAUAAAACGAUAACUAUAAAUUCUCA
Molecule: messenger RNA, 2164 nt
Organism: Ornithodoros turicata
Lineage: Eukaryota; Metazoa; Arthropoda; Arachnida; Ixodida; Argasidae
Product: sodium-dependent dopamine transporter-like
Exons: 12
Coding region: 38-2026 (662 amino acids)
Biological process (GO): sodium ion transmembrane transport
Cellular component (GO): plasma membrane
Molecular function (GO): L-amino acid transmembrane transporter activity
Source: RefSeq, a predicted model, not a curated record